This is a messenger RNA of Lymnaea stagnalis (great pond snail), 809 nucleotides long. The record is from the annotation of a GenBank genome assembly. Lineage: Eukaryota; Metazoa; Mollusca; Gastropoda; Lymnaeidae.
AUUGGACACAGAUCAAGAACUGAUUCAAACCAAGGAUACAUCAAUCCAGUGUUUCCAUACAAUUACCCUUUCGGUUGGCAGUGGUCAGCUACCCACAACUCAAGUGCAACCUCUACUCCACUUAAUUUAUGUACCACUCACAAAUCACCCAACAGUUACUCUCCUAUCACCCCUACAUCCCCAGUGUCCCCUGUAUUUCCUCCACCAUCACAAACUUCCUCUACUGGUAUGUCUCCUCCAAUAAAAAAAUCCAAACCACUUUGGUACCCAUGGUUAACUGUAGAUUCAAUUAAAAUGCAGGAUAGCAGCGCUGGGCUCCAAGAAGACAUGAAGCAAAUAGAUGCAAACAUGACGGAAAGCAGAAAAAACUCAAAGAGUUUAAAUAAACUGAAUAUUGAAGGAAAGACAAUUCCUACUCAAGCAGCAAUUACUGGUGAACAUAACUAUUCGCCUUUUAAUGUUUCAAGAAAUCAAUCAGAUAUGUCUAAAUUGCCAAACCAAACAGUGCAUUCACUUAGUGAAAGAGAGAGUGACAAGUUUGGACUGUGGAAGGAAGAUUUAGGCAGAGGUCUCUUGGAUAAGCAAAAGGUAUCUGCUCAUGGAAUAAAAGAUCUUUUAUCAUCUCCACCCAAGACUAAUGCUCUCAAAGUAAACAAAGAUCCUUUGUCUAAUUGUCGAACUGUUUCUCAGUUUUUGGGUUCAGUCAUUGAAACAGCUUAUGAACAAGAAAAUAUUAACUGUCCACCUUGGACCUUAGGAAAAAGAGAUUUAAAAAACUCAAGUGCCAUGCUAGCUCAAGCCCAAGAUAG